AUGUUUAAAGAAGUAAAAGAUCCAAACUCUACAGUCGACGUUGUCACCGAACAAUCCGACGUUGAGUCGUUAAACUUUUCCCAGUUCUCAAAGGAAGAUAUCGAGGAUGCUAACCACAUCUUUCACCACGAAAACAGAUUGAGCUCGAAGUUGAAUGCUCGAUUGAUCUCCAUGAUCGCUUUGGUUGCCGUCAUUGGAACAGGGUUGUUCCUUUCGAGUGGAGGUACACUUCACACUACUGGUCCGGUGGGUAUGCUUAUCUCCUACGUCUUUGUGGGAACGGUUGUUGCAGCCUCGCAAAUUUGCAUAGCCGAGGUGUCUUGUUUGUACCCGGCUACAUCCUCCUUUGUUGCCCACGCCGAGCAUUUCGUCGACAAGUCGUUAGGUUUCUCCAUGGGUGUGAUUGACAUUUACUCGGCUGUGAUUCCGAGCGAGUUGGCUGCUGUCGCUGUCAUCAUGACGUACUGGUCAGAUAUCAAUCCGGCGCUUUGGAUAUCAAUUUUUGGGCUAGUGAUUGUUUCUGUCAACUGUUACAACGUCAAGUGGUAUGGGGAGGUUGAGUUCUUCUUUGGGUUGUUGAAGAUCUUAUUGUGUGCUGGUUUGAUUUUGACGGGGUUGAUUAUUGACUUGGGUGGAGUGUCAGGACAACAACGACUUGGAUUUCACUACUGGAAACACCCCGGUCCGUUUGCAGCUAAAUAUGCUACUGGUUCGUUGGGCAAGUUCUUGGGCUUUUGGAAGUCAGUCAACUCAGUUGUGUAUGCUUUUGGCAGCAUCCAGUCCAUCUCGAUGUUGGCGGGCGAGACGGAGCACCCCAGAAGAGCUAUAUACCGCGCUGCCAAGAGGGUAUUCUACAGAGUGUUUUCAUUGUACAUCAUGAUGGUGUUUAUCUUGACCAUGAUUGUUCCAUAUGACGAUCCAGUAAUUGCUAAACCUAGUGGUACCGCUUCGGCUUCGCCCUUUGUGAGGGCAAUCUCAUUGGCCGGUAUCAAGGUGUUGCCCCAUAUUAUCAACGCUGUUGUUUUGACGUCUGCUUUGUCUGCUGCUAACUUGGGGAUAAUCAAAGCCAGUCGGACGUUGUAUGCUUUGGCAGGAAAGAGGCAAUUACCGAAGGUCUUCUUGAAGGUGAACCGUCAUGGUUUGCCUUAUGUAGGAGUCACCUUCGCAUCUUGUUUCUUACCCUUGGCUUACCUAAGUGUAAGCAACACCUCUGCCAAUGUGUUCAGUUGGUUUCAAAAUAUUUCUAGUUCAGCGAUAUUAUACAACUGGAUCGUCAUAGCUGCUAACCACAUCGCACUCCACAGAGCUUUAGACGCACAAGGCUUUUCAAGAAAAAACCUCCCCUAUACAUUCAUUGGAGGCAGAUACGCUGGUUUCUACUCGUUGUUUUUCUCCAUCAUUUUCUUAUUAACAGGCGGUUUCCCGGUGUUUAUUCACGGGUACUGGGACUUUGCCACAUUUUUUAGCUCCUACUUUGUCAUUCCGUUGGGAUUGGUGUUGCUUGUGUUUGCAAAGAUAUUCUUCAAAACGCACUACAUCAGACCAAGCGAAGUCAAGUUGAAGCCGUUGUUGUAUGAUGUACAGAACAAACCGGAGCCAGACUUCCCAAAGUUGAGAGGUUGGCGGUUGUUUACGUUGUUGUGGGGUUAG
This is a messenger RNA of Lodderomyces margitis, 1650 nucleotides long. RefSeq lists its product as uncharacterized. The record is from RefSeq and is a predicted model, not a curated record. Bases 1 to 1650 code for a protein of 549 amino acids. Gene Ontology annotation, biological process: amino acid transmembrane transport. The transcript has a single exon. Gene Ontology annotation, cellular component: membrane. NCBI's taxonomy places the organism in Eukaryota, Fungi, Ascomycota, Pichiomycetes, Serinales, Debaryomycetaceae. Gene Ontology annotation, molecular function: amino acid transmembrane transporter activity.